AUAGAAAACUGAGUUGAAGUGACGCAUAAAACCCUCAGCUGUUUUUGUUAUGUAGCCUACUGUUGUGUGUGGUGAAGUUAAUAACACUAUAAUAACAACGUCGUCCUACGAAAGUGAAAGGAUACCGGUGAUACUGUGAGCCCCAUUAGACUUCCACGCUGCGUGGCUGUUUCUCUUAUUAAUGACAGUUGAUAUAUCUUUAGCUUUCCCCUCUCUGAAGUCAGUGCGCGUGGCGCUUUCGCUUCUGGGGAGAGGAGCGGGUGUUCUGAGAUAAUCGAUUCGGACCCAAGUCUCUCAACUAGGGCAGCGCGAAGUUAAGAAAACUGGUGGACGAGAUGGAGACAAGAGAGACAUCAGACGGUCCGGAACGGCCUCAAGGCUUGAUCUGCGCCUCGUUUAACCAGGACACCACGUCCUUGUCUGUGGGCACCAAAGCUGGCUACAGCCUCUUCUCUGUUACUUCUGUGGAGAAGAUGGACUGCAUCCAUGAGGGAGCGGAGUGUCCAGACGUGUACAUCGUGGAGCGUCUGUUCUCCAGCAGUCUGGUGGUGGUGGUCAGUCUCUCCAUGCCUCGCAGGAUGAACGUCUACCACUUCAAGAAGGGGACGGAGAUCUGCAACUACAGCUACUCCAACAACAUCCUCUCAGUCCGACUCAACAGACAGAGGUUAGUGGUGUGUCUGGAGGAGUCUGUUUACAUCCACAACAUCAAAGACAUGAAGCUGCUCAAAACGCUGCUCAACACCCCUUCCAACCCAACAGGUCUGUGCGCCCUGUCAGUCAACCAUGGUAACUCCUACCUGGCAUACCCUGGCAGUGCCACCGUAGGAGAGAUCAUUGUGUACGAUGCCAACAAUCUGAGCACGAUGACGAUGAUCCCCGCCCACGACAGCCCGUUGGCAGCCCUCACCUUCAACGCCUCAGGAACCAAACUGGCCAGUGCAUCUGAGAGGGGAACCGUCAUCCGAGUGUUCACCAUCCCAGAGGGACAGAGACUGUUUGAGUUCCGCAGAGGCAUGAAGAGGUAUGUGAGCAUCAGCUCCUUGUCCUUCAGCGCUGACGCCCAGUUCCUCUGUGCCUCCAGCAACACAGAGACCGUUCACAUCUUCAAACUGGAAGUACACAGCCCUAGCCGGGAAGAGGAGUCUCCCACAUGGUCUGCAUAUGUGGGGAAGAUGUUCUCUGCUGCCAGCACCUACCUGCCCACCCAGGUGUCAGACAUGAUGCAUCAGGACCGGGCCUUCGCCACCGUCAGGCUCAACAUGUUCGGUCUGAAGAACGUCUGUGCCCUCGCCACGGUCCAGAAGCUGCCUCGGCUGCUGGUGGCCUCCUCCGAUGGACACCUGUACAUCUACAACGUGGACCCUCAGGACGGAGGGGAGUGUGUGCUGGUCCAGAAACACAGACUGUUUGAGACCGGUGAGGAGUUAGUUGAGCCUGAAGAAGAGGCGGAGUCAGAGGAAGGACUGCCCCAGCCAGCCAACCAAUCGUAUGCUGCCACUGUCGCCCUCUCCUCAACCCCACCCUCCUCAUCUGCUCUCACAGGCUACUCGGAGGAUGGGGGGGCCCAGAAGGGUGAUGUCAUCCCAGAGCAUGAGUUUGCUGAAGCACCUGUCUGUCUGGACGACGAGAACGAGUUUCCACCAGUCAGCAACCAGAGCAACUGACCCCGCCUCCCCAUCCCCUGAAACCAAUCAGACCGUCUCCAGGCAGGAGAGAAGUGUUCAAACAUCCCAGGUCCCACCCCUAGGACCCCAGUGAGCCAGUCAGAUGCAAGAGAAAGCCAGACGACCAAUAGAAGCGUAUUCGAAGAGAUGUGUGAGAACCAAUGGAGGCCUCUCCCAGACCUGCUCCCAGACACACCUACUUACCCACUCCCAGACCUACUCACUUGCUCCAAGACCCACCUGCCUACCUGCUCCCAGAUCCAGAUAUCAUCUCUUGACAGCAGUGUAAAGCCUGUCUCUGUCAAUCAUCUCUCAUAUCAGUAUAUUAUCCCCUAGCCCGCUGUUUCCAUGGCAGCAGUCCACCAGCCAGCAUGUUUCCCUGAAUGCAGCUCGCCUAACAUGGCUGAUUGUAGCCGGGUGGCAGGGAUCUGCUGACUCAUCACAGCAGCUGUAAUCUGUUUUCCAUCCUCCACAGCAGGCUGGCUGAUAGACUGACAGGCAGGCCCGGGUUCAACAAUCCAGCUCCAGAAACCCAUUGCCUGGGCAAAGGAGCAGGGGAACAUUUCUAGUGUAUGUAAAGUGCUUUUCAGCAGCUGAAACGUCUAAAUGUAUUGUAUCUAACAUUAUGUAUAAUGUUUGGCUAUAGUGCAACAUGUAGGUGCUUCCUGUCGGACCAUGUGACGUCCUUUAUUGACGGGACACACUUCAGAGGGGAGUGUUUGGGGGACAGACAAGUAGAGGGGGGGCAUGUGAAAGAGAAGGGAACUUAUCAACUGGCAUUAGCUGUGUCCCACCCAGAGAUAGUGGGAGCCAGAGAGGCAAAGAGCCAGAGAUCCCCUGGGUCAAUGCUAAUUGUUAUCAGUGUGACGCACCAAACGCGUCCGCACCAAGUGCUACCUCUCAGACUUGUCGGUUGAUGGACUGAACUAAA
Molecule: messenger RNA, 2598 nt
Organism: Hypomesus transpacificus
Lineage: Eukaryota; Metazoa; Chordata; Actinopteri; Osmeriformes; Osmeridae
Product: WD repeat domain phosphoinositide-interacting protein 1-like
Exons: 12
Coding region: 336-1667 (443 amino acids)
Biological process (GO): protein localization to phagophore assembly site; autophagy of mitochondrion; nucleophagy
Cellular component (GO): cytosol; extrinsic component of membrane; phagophore assembly site membrane
Molecular function (GO): phosphatidylinositol-3-phosphate binding; phosphatidylinositol-3,5-bisphosphate binding; protein binding
Source: RefSeq, a predicted model, not a curated record